UAGGUGGGGGCUUGGGCAUCUCUAAUCCCACUUUGUCCUUCGGAGGCUUAGGAUCAGUACUGCUCAUUCAGGGAGCUCAAAGUGGCUUUGGAAGAAGCAUUCUCUGGCAGGGUCAGGGAGAAGCAGUGGUGAGGGGAUGCUCUAUAAGAGGAAUCAGAAAGGGUGGCAACAGUCCAUGAACAAGAUGUCAGGGGAGGAGGCAUUUUAUCUGUUCAAGAACAUCUCCUUGGUGGGGCUGUGGGGUGGACAUUAGUACCACAAAGUCCCUGUCUGGGCCUUCCACCUCCUCCAGGCAGCCUUCAUGGGCUUUGUCUUCUUUGUAGGGACACCAGUUGAUACAGUGCUGGUGGCCACACUAUGCUACAAAAAGUUGUGGCAGCUGCUUGACUAUAUUCUGGGCAACAUGUCCCUGGGGUGCUUGCUCUUUGGCUUCUCCUCUGUCUUCACCCUGUUCAUUGCCAGCUGUCAGGGCUAUGUGCUCUUUGGCUGCCAUGUUUGUGCUCUGGAGGCCUUCCUGGACUCUGCGGCAGGUCUGGUGACAGGCUGGUCACUGGUCUUGGCCUUUGAGUGGUGCUACAUUGUCAUCUCUAAUUCCCUUGGCGACUUCUGCUUCAGCUCCAGGCAUGCACUGAUGGUAGUCAUGGCCACCUGGAUCACUGGUAUUGGCAUCUCCAUCCCACCCCUCUUUGGCUGGAGCGAGCUAAUCCCCGAAGGUCGUUAGUGUUCCUAUGGCCUGGAUUGGUACAGCGUGGGCACCAAAUACCACAGUGAGUACUACGUCAGGUUCCUCUUCAUCUUCUGCUUCAUUGUGCCACUCUCCCCCAUCUGCUGGGGGCCUUCAGAGUCAUGAGUGGCUUUUGUAAGGGUCGGGAAGGAGGGGCAGGAGGCAGUCUCAACCCAGGUGGAGCGGGACGUGAGCCGCAUGGUGGUGGUGAUGGCGGGGUCUGUCUGUAACGUGCCUGUGCUGCCCUGUGUAUAUGGGCUGACCGAUGGUUUGUCACUACUCCUUUCCUUCUUCUCUGAGAGUGCUUGUGUCCACAAUCCCAUCAUCCACUGCUUCAUGAAUAAGCAGUUCCACGCUUGCAUCAUGAGGAUGGUUAGGAAAUCCAUGACAGAGGAGCCUGACGUGCCCAGCCUCCAGAACACAAAAGUUUCUACUCUCUCCUCUAGCCAAGUUGGCCCCAACUUGGCCAAAUUCAUCUAUUUGCAGCAACUAGGAUUUCACAUUUAAGGAAAUUUCUACUUUCCCUGUCAAAAACCAAACUAACAAGCACAGAAAAAAGAUGGGAA
Messenger RNA from Manis javanica (Malayan pangolin), 1290 nucleotides. RefSeq names its product opsin 1, short wave sensitive (gene OPN1SW). NCBI's taxonomy places the organism in Eukaryota, Metazoa, Chordata, Mammalia, Pholidota, Manidae. The record is from RefSeq and is a predicted model, not a curated record. Gene Ontology annotation, cellular component: membrane. Gene Ontology annotation, molecular function: G protein-coupled receptor activity. Gene Ontology annotation, biological process: phototransduction; G protein-coupled receptor signaling pathway.